Molecule: messenger RNA, 1538 nt
Organism: Salarias fasciatus (jewelled blenny)
Lineage: Eukaryota; Metazoa; Chordata; Actinopteri; Blenniiformes; Blenniidae
Gene: h3f3c
Product: H3 histone, family 3C
Exons: 4
Coding region: 151-561 (136 amino acids)
Cellular component (GO): nucleosome
Molecular function (GO): DNA binding; structural constituent of chromatin; protein heterodimerization activity
Source: RefSeq, a predicted model, not a curated record
AUUGUGGGAGAGAGAUGAGUGACUGGGCGCCAUUUUGCCCGCUCAGCUUCCAUUGUGUGAGAGAGUAAAAAUCUCAAACCGCAAGCAACAACACACUGAUUCUUCAAGGAGCAAUCAAGGAAAAUCUGCCCGUGGUGAUCCUCUGUCGUCAUGGCUCGUACCAAGCAGACCGCCCGUAAGUCCACCGGAGGAAAGGCUCCCCGGAAGCAGCUCGCCACCAAGGCUGCCCGCAAGAGCGCUCCGUCCACCGGAGGAGUGAAGAAGCCCCAUCGUUACAGGCCCGGUACCGUGGCUCUGAGAGAGAUCCGUCGGUACCAGAAAUCCACCGAGCUGCUGAUCCGUAAGCUGCCCUUCCAGCGCCUGGUGAGAGAGAUCGCUCAGGACUUCAAGACCGACCUGCGCUUCCAGAGCGCCGCCAUCGGAGCGCUGCAGGAGGCCAGCGAGGCCUACCUGGUGGGCCUGUUCGAGGACACCAACCUGUGUGCCAUCCACGCCAAGAGGGUCACCAUCAUGCCCAAAGACAUCCAGCUGGCCCGCCGCAUCCGUGGAGAGAGGGCUUAGACCUCUGCCAUGUUCCGCCCCCCCCCCCCCCCCCCCCCCCCCCCCCCCCUCCCCGCCCCCCUGCCCCCUCCCUCGGCCUGUCCAGCUUCUCGGUAGAUUUUAGAGUAAUCCUCAAUAUGAAGAGUUAGGAACAUGUCGAAGUCUGGUCUCUCCUAGCUUUUCUUUAGUCUUCUACAAAUGUUUUUAGGGUACUUUCUUGUGCAUGUUCAGACUUUGGCUGAUCAGACACACUCUCACACACUCUCACACACUCUCUCACACACUCUCAGACACUCAGAGCAGGAUGAGCUGCUGUGGACCAGAGGACGCAGAGGGCCGAGGGGCUGGUCUGCUUAAGGGGAGCCGCAACUUCCACAGCAGGGUGCUAAUAAAACCAGCCCCAGAGGCCCCCUGCACCCCUCUGGGGCCCCAGGACCCCACGGAUGUGUGUUUGUGUGUGUGUGUGUGUGUGUGUGUGUGUGUGUGUGUUCUGAUCUGCCAAACCAAACAAAACUACAAUCUGUCGGUUGCUUCAUGUUGUUGAUAUGGUGUCUUUUUCUUUCUUUCUUUAAACAUGUAAUUGACAGAGGAGCACUCCUUCCUUCACCACGUCCAAAACUAAACAUGAAAAACAUGAAAGUAAACGAAGGGCAUGAUUUUUGUUUUCCUUCUUAAACUGAUCUGAUUUAGCAUUUUGAAGAAACAGGAAGGGCUUCUUCUCUUUUCCAAGCAGACGUCUAUUGUUCCGGCAGCCACACGGGGGCGCUGCUGCUCCGUGUCCAUCACUCUCCACUGCGUGUGUGUGCGUUUGUGUGUGGGUGUGUGUCCCCUGCAGCUUAUUCUCUGUCCCUCUCUCCAAAUUUGUGAUACACGAUAUAACCUCAUAUUUGUUUUCUUUUAUAUUUUUCUUAUUCCUCGAGAUUUUCAGACGUAUAAAUAAGCUGAUCUUUGUAUUUUCCAAAUUUCUCAUAUUAUGGUGGUAAUAAAUAGGUGUUAAA